AUGACAAUCUUUCAUACCGCUGUGAUGGCGUUUCCUCUGGUCCUGAUGGUGACUCCAUUAACGAAACUGACCAACCAAGCAGACCUAAUGAUGAUAUUUUCGAAUCCUUAAAACCCAAGCGGAGUAAGUGGACUCCUCAACCAAGUCAGUUGUCAGCCUUGGACCACUAUAUUGACAAAUUUUGCAGGGAAGGAAACCAACGAGUCUUCAAACGAAAACCUACGCGGUGCAACCUUACUCCGGGAGAACAAGAGACCUUACGGAGACUGCGAAGUAGAACCGACGUUAUAUUCCGACCUGCCGACAAAGGUUGGGCUUUUGUAGUUUGGAGUAAAGACCUCUACUUGACUGAGGCUUUAAAAAAAGCUAUCCGACGAACGGUUUUACCAGCAAAUAGCCGAGGAUGCUACCGGGGAACGCAGGGUUUUGGUCCGUUCAAACAACUUCCACCAUCAGCAACUAGCCUUGUUGCUGAAUGUCCUCGUACUUCUAAAUUUUAUUUGUUGGCUAAGAUACACAAACCUGGCAACCCUGGGCGGCCAACUGUCUCCGCUUACGCAUGUCCUACAGAGAAAUUAGCUUUAUAUCUCGACAAGGUAACAGCUCCCUUCGUACGCGGCCUGGAGAGUCACGUGAAAGACACAAUGGACAUCAAAUCACUGUAUACAGUCAUUCCCAAUGAAGAAGGUCUGGUGUCGCUGAAAUAUUUCCUGGACAAGAGGGAGGUCAAAGACCCACCAACUGAUACUCUUGUUCGCAUGGCUGAAUUGGUGCUGACCCUCAACACCUUUGAGUUCAAAGGCGAAUAUUACAAAUAACUAGGCGGCGUGGCAAUGGGUAGCAGAUUAGGGCCAAACUACGCAUGUCUCUUCGUUGGCUAUGUUGAAGAGAGGAUGCUAGCCGAAAACACUGGUAGGAAGCCUGAUUUGUAUAAGAGAUACAUGGACGACGUAGCGGGCGCAGCCUCGGGCAGUGAACAAGACCUACAGCAGUGUCUUGACUUUGCUUCGAAGUACCAUCCUAAGCAUGUCUACACGUGGUCUAUCUCAUCUGACAAACUCCCGUUCCUAAACAUUUUUAUGACACCCUGUGACGACCGCCUAUCGACAUCGAUUUAUUACAAAGACACUGACAGCCAUUCAUAUCUGAACUUCGGGUCGUCACAUCCAUCCAAGUGUAAAUUGUCCAUACCACAUACUCAGUUUCUACGGCUGCGAAAGAUCUGCAGUGAAGACGACGUUUUUCAAAGUGAGGCCACAACCAUGGAGACCUUUUUUGCUGCACGUGGUUACCCCCAUGACCUAAUUUCAAGAGCACGUCUCCGAGCGGAAGAAAGACAGAGGGCUGACCUAUUAGUCACCAGCCACGGUAGUAACUGCACUGCGGCCGACCGAUCCCCACUGGUCAUUACAUACUAUCCUAAGAACAUCGCCGUCUGUAAUAUCCUACUGCGAAAUUAUACCAGUCUACAGGAUGACGAUAGCAUCAAGGUCACAUUUGACAAACCGCCGCUUAAAGCCUUCCGUCGCGCUAAA
Molecule: messenger RNA, 1535 nt
Organism: Porites evermanni
Lineage: Eukaryota; Metazoa; Cnidaria; Anthozoa; Scleractinia; Poritidae
Source: the annotation of a GenBank genome assembly